AUGUUUGGUCAUUUGUGUUCUGCUAUCUAUUUCUUCAUAGCGAGUCACGUUGAAGACUCCCCAACUGAACCAGAAGCCCCAUCAGGUCCUCCACUUGUUUACACUGUGACUUCCACCAUUGAUGAAGAGCCCUUCACAGAUGAACUGAACGACCCCAGCAGUAGGAAGUACAAAGAUCUCCAGGAAGAACUGGUCAGCUGGUGUGAGUGUGCCUCCAGUGAAAAGUGUGGAAAUACUAUCAGCCACUGCAGACUCAUCAAAUUCAGAGAGUCUUCAUGCUCAGCCUCGGACACCACAGUUGAAGCAGAGUUUGAGGUUGAGUGGACCUUGUUGACUCCAUCAUCCAAACCUCCCUCCAGAAAACAUGUUGUCAAAACUUUCAAGAACGCUGCUGCAAAUCCGGGACAUUCCAAAAUCACCAUCAUUCCCAACUCAAUCAAAGUAACAGAAGGUCCAGAUGAAGAGUCAGGAAACACCUCGACUCCUCCACCUGCUUAUACUGCAAUAUGCUCCCUUCAAGAACCAUUUACCAAAGAGUUGAAUGACCCCAGCAGCACAGAGUUCAAGGACCUGGAAGCAAAAUUAGUUAGUUGGUGUGAACAUGCCACCAAAGAAAAGUGUGGAAACAAAAAUGGCCACUGUAAACUCAGAAAAUUAAGGAAAUCUCAAUGUGCCUCAUCUGAAACCACUGUUGAAGCUGAGUUGGAGGUUCAGUUGCCCUGGUUGACUCCCACAUCAGAAGCUCCCUCAGGAAAACACAUCGCUGGAGCCUUAAAGAGAGCAGCAGAGAAUUCUGCACGUUUCCAACUCACCAUCAUUUCCAGCUCAGUCCAAGUGACAGCGAGUCACCUUGAAGACUCCCCAACUGAACCAGAAGCCCCAUCAGGUCCUCCACUUGUUUACACUGUGAGCUCCACCAUUGAUGAAGAGCCCUUCACAGAUGAACUGAACGACCCGAGCAGCAGGAAGUACAAAGAUCUCCAGGAAGAACUGGUCAGCUGGUGUGAGUGUGCCUCCAGUGAAAAGUGUGGAAAUACUAUCAGCCACUGCAGACUCAUCAAAUUCAGAGAGUCUUCAUGCUCGGCCUCGGACACCACAGUUGAAGCAGAGUUUGAGGUUGAGUGGACCUUGUUGACUCCAUCAUCCAAACCUCCCUCCAGAAAACAUGUUGUCAAUACCUUCAAGAACGCUGCUGCAAAUGGAAAUGAAUAUUCCAAAUUAAGAAUCAUUCCCAUAUCGAUUCAAACAGUGGGUCCAGAUGAAGAGCCAGGAAACACCUCGACUCCUCCACCUGCUUAUACUGCAAUAUGCUCCCUUCAAGAACCAUUUACCAAAGAGUUGAAUGACCCCAGCAGCACAGAGUUCAAGGACCUGGAAGCAAAAUUAGUUAGUUGGUGUGAACAUGCCACCAAAGAAAAGUGUGGAAACAAAAAUGGCCACUGUAAACUCAGAAAAUUAAGGAAAUCUCAAUGUGCUUCAUCUGAAAACACUGUUGAAGCUGAGUUGGAGGUUCAGUUGCCAUGGUUGACUCCCACAUCAGAAGCUCCUUCAGGAAAACACAUCGCUGGAGCCUUAAAGAGAGCAGCAGAGAAUUCUGCACGUUUCCAACUCACCAUCAUUUCCAGCUCAGUCCAAGUGACAGCGAGUCACGUUGAAGACUCCCCAACUGAACCAGAAGCCCCAUCAGGUCCUCCACUUGUUUUCACUGUGAGCUCCACCAUUGAUGAAGAGCCCUUCACAGAUGAACUGAACGACCCCAGCAGUAGGAAGUACAAAGAUCUCCAGGAAGAACUGGUCAGCUGGUGUGAGUGUGCCUCCAGUGAAAAGUGUGGAAAUACUAUCAGCCACUGCAGACUCAUCAAAUUCAGAGAGUCUUCAUGCUCAGCCUCGGACACCACAGUUGAAGCAGAGUUUGAGGUUGAGUGGACCUUGUUGACUCCAUCAUCCAAACCUCCCUCCAGAAAACAUGUUGUCAAAACUUUCAAGAACGCUGCUGCAAAUCCGGGACAUUCCAAAAUCACCAUCAUUCCCAACUCAAUCAAAGUAACAGAAGGUCCAGAUGAAGAGUCAGGAAACACCUCGACUCCUCCACCUGCUUAUACUGCAAUAUGCUCCCUUCAAGAACCAUUUACCAAAGAGUUGAAUGACCCCAGCAGCACAGAGUUCAAGGACCUGGAAGCAAAAUUAGUUAGUUGGUGUGAACAUGCCACCAAAGAAAAGUGUGGAAACAAAAAUGGCCACUGUAAACUCAGAAAAUUAAGGAAAUCUCAAUGUGCCUCAUCUGAAACCACUGUUGAAGCUGAGUUGGAGGUUCAGUUGCCCUGGUUGACUCCCACAUCAGAAGCUCCUUCAGGAAAACACAUCGCUGGAGCCUUAAAGAGAGCAGCAGAGAAUUCUGCACGUUUCCAACUCACCAUCAUUUCCAGCUCAGUCCAAGUGACAGCGAGUCACCUUGAAGACUCCCCAACUGAACCAGAAGCCCCAUCAGGUCCUCCACUUGUUUACACUGUGAGCUCCACCAUUGAUGAAGAGCCCUUCACAGAUGAACUGAACGACCCGAGCAGCAGGAAGUACAAAGAUCUCCAGGAAGAACUGGUCAGCUGGUGUGAGUGUGCCUCCAGUGAAAAGUGUGGAAAUACUAUCAGCCACUGCAGACUCAUCAAAUUCAGAGAGUCUUCAUGCUCAGCCUCGGACACCACAGUUGAAGCAGAGUUUGAGGUUGAGUGGACCUUGUUGACUCCAUCAUCCAAACCUCCCUCCAGAAAACAUGUUGUCAAAACUUUCAAGAACGCUGCUGCAAAUCCUGGACAUUCCAAAAUCACCAUCAUUCCCAACUCAGUCAAAGUAACAGAAGGUCCAGAUGAAGAGUCAGGAAGCACUUUGGCUCCUCCACCUGCUUAUACUGCAAUAUGCUCCCUUCAAGAACCAUUUACCAAAGAGUUGAAUGACCCCAGCAGCACAGAGUUCAAGGACCUGGAAGCAAAAUUAGUUAGAUGGUGUGAACAUGCCACCAAAGAAAAGUGUGGAAACAAAAAUGGCCACUGUAAACUCAGAAAAUUAAGGAAAUCUCAAUGUGCCUCAUCUGAAACCACUGUUGAAGCUGAGUUGGAGGUUCAGUUGCCCUGGUUGACUCCCACAUCAGAAGCUCCUUCAGGAAAACACAUCGCUGGAGCCUUAAAGAGAGCAGCAGAGAAUUCUGGACGUUUCCAACUCACCAUCAUUUCCAGCUCAGUCCAAGUGACAGCGAGUCACCUUGAAGACUCCCCAACUGAACCAGAAGCCCCAUCAGGUCCUCCACUUGUUUUCACUGUGAGCUCCACCAUUGAUGAAGAGCCCUUCACAGAUGAACUGAACGACCCCAGCAGCAGGAAGUACAAAGAUCUCCAGGAAGAACUGGUCAGCUGGUGUGAGUGUGCCUCCAGUGAAAAGUGUGGAAAUACUAUCAGCCACUGCAGACUCAUCAAAUUCAGAGAGUCUUCAUGCUCAGCCUCGGACACCACAGUUGAAGCAGAGUUUGAGGUUGAGUGGACCUUGUUGACUCCAUCAUCCAAACCUCCCUCCAGAAAACAUGUUGUCAAAACUUUCAAGAACGCUGCUGCAAAACCUGGACAUUCCAAAAUCACCAUCAUUCCCAACUCAAUCAAAGUAACAGGUCAUGAUGAAGGUCCAGCAACUGAACCAGAAGCCCCAUCAGGUCCUCCACUUGUUUACACUGUGACCUCCACCAUUCAUAAAGGGCCCUUCACUGAAGAAAUGAACGACCCCAGCAGCAGGAAGUACAAAGAUAUGGAGGAAGAACUGAUCAGCUGGUGUGAGUGUGCCUCCAGUGAAAAGUGUGGUAACCCUAUCAGUCACUGCAGACUCAUCAAAUUCAGGAAGUCUUCAUGUGCAUCACCCGUAAAUGCUGUUGAAGCAGAGUUCGAGGUUGAGUGGACCUUGUUGACUCCCUUAUCAAAACCUCCUUCCACCAAACUUGUGGCUAAAACAUUACAGACAGCUGCCGCAACUCCUGGACAUUCCAAAACAGACAUUUUUCCCACCUUAAUCCAUGUAACAGGGCCAGUGGAAGAUGUAGAAACUCCUCCUGGUGUUCCACUUGUGUAUACUGUCACUUCCACAAUUGAUCAACGAUUCACAGAGGAGUUGAACAACCCCAACAGCAACCUGUACAAAUAUCUUGCAGACAGCAUGGUCAAUUGGUGUGAAAGUGCAACCUUAAAGGGAGGAAUGGCUAUCAGCUGUCAACUGAAAAAAUUCAGAGAACACUCACCGGACGCUGCAGUGGAAGCUGUGGUUGACGUUGAAUACAAAGGGCCGACUUCCACAUCUGAAAGAUUGCACAGAAUACAAAUCACUGAUAUCUUGAGGAAGUCUGCAGAAACUCUGGAAAGUUCCCAAAUAAUGAUCAUUCCUGACUCAAUCCUAGUGACAGACCGUCCCGUUGAGGACCCAACAACUGCUCCACCUAUCUACACGGUAACUUGCAGCAUUGACAAAGAAUCCUUUACAGAUGACCUGGACGACCCCAACAGUCAAAAAUACAAGGAUCUUGAAGAAAACCUUGUUGAAUGGUGUGAGAGCGCCACAAAGGCAACGUAUGGAGAUAAUGUCCUGCUCUGCAGAGUCAUAAUCUUCAGCAAGCCGUCAUCGCCAGGUAGCACUGUUGAAACAGUGUUAGAGGUUGAAUUCCGCAGGUCGACUUCAGAACUACCUUCCAGAAGUGAAGUUGGCAGCACCUUGAUGAACUCUUUAGCCAGUCCUGGGCUAUUUCCAAUUCGCGUCAUCCCCAGCUCAAUCCUGAUAACAAUGAGUCCAGAAGGGGUUCCAACAUCCAUUCCCUACGUGAAGCCUGUUUAUAUUGUUAGUGUACAGUUAAGGAAUGAAGUUUAUUCAGAUGAGCUGAAGAACGCCAACAGCAGUAAAUAUCAGAGAAUCGUCAAAGACCUGAUUAACUGGACCUGCCUCACACGAUUCACAGGCCACAGGAAUUGA
Molecule: messenger RNA, 4992 nt
Organism: Synchiropus splendidus (mandarinfish)
Lineage: Eukaryota; Metazoa; Chordata; Actinopteri; Syngnathiformes; Callionymidae
Exons: 38
Coding region: 1-4992 (1663 amino acids)
Source: RefSeq, a predicted model, not a curated record